Messenger RNA from Wasmannia auropunctata (little fire ant), 878 nucleotides. RefSeq lists its product as uncharacterized. NCBI's taxonomy places the organism in Eukaryota, Metazoa, Arthropoda, Insecta, Hymenoptera, Formicidae. The coding region runs from base 216 to 719 and encodes 167 amino acids. The transcript has 4 exons. The record is from RefSeq and is a predicted model, not a curated record.
GGUAAAUCGCGGGAGAAUUCUCGAGGAUUCAAUUCGUGUGCGAGCUACAGACCAAGGUGGUCGAGUGUUCUACUCAGUUCUACUUACGCUUUAAUAUUGCAUUAUUCGACUAAAUUGAAAAGAUUGGCAAGAAAGAAGAAGAAGAAUAAGGGGACGUCGACAACGACGAGAAAUUUCUCGAGAGACGUUAAUAGCGAGCGUUAGCGAGAAUAGCGAUGGAAAAGAAGACGGAGAUCAACGAGCUCGAUAGCAAGAUGAUCAAGGGCAUGGAGGACGUGAUGAAGAUAAAUGAGAAGCUGAAAAACAGCACGCCGCCGGACAACAAGACUGAGACUGACUACAAGAAGAAAUUGCUUCAGUUUCCGAUGUCCCCGUUGGAACCGAUGUCGUCCAAGUUCAAUGCGUUAAAGGAAAAGUACAAGCAGGCUGCAAAUAUGGGGACUGAUCAAAGGUUACAAACUGUAUACGAGUGUGUAAAACCUAUUGUUACCAGCUUAGUCCGAUUAAAAGGAGACUUGGCUACAUUGGACUAUGAAUUAUAUCUGCAAAAUAAAGACACAUUGAAAAAUAUGUCAUUGCAUAAGAAAAUUAACGAUGCGGAAUUAAAGGCUUUAGAUGCCCACCAACAACUUUUAGUCUUGCUCAUGGUUAUGGAGGACAAUGUGCCUCUGUCUCAACUACCGCCCGAACCGCUAGCCCAGGCAAAUCCAAAAAUUUAACUGUGUAAAAAAUAUCUAUGUAUGUGUAUACUAAUAAUUUUAUUAAUAAAAUUAUUAGUAUACACACAGAUUUUUGUAUUUUUGUACUAAGGAGGUUCAAGUGAUACUCUAGUAUAUCAAUAAAUCUAGUAUAUCAAUAAAUAGUUUAUUGUAGUAUAA